This is a messenger RNA of Lathyrus sativus (Indian pea), 327 nucleotides long. Lineage: Eukaryota; Viridiplantae; Streptophyta; Magnoliopsida; Fabales; Fabaceae. The record is from the annotation of a GenBank genome assembly.
AUGGCAUCUUAUAUGGGCUUAAGCCCAAGAGAACAAGUAAAUGAGGUUAAACAACAAAACCAACAUCAAAAGGAAAAUCCUCUUCUUCUUUACGCGAGCAACAUCCUCCAUUUCUCUCUCACCAGCAUUUCAAAUGCUCCACCGCCCCGGAGCUCACCGUCGGCAGCGGCGAAGCUUCCUUUCGCCACCCCCUACAUCAUUUCUUCAAAACUCUCAAUAAUUCCCUUCCAAUUUCAACCAACACAACAAAAUUCAAGUGAAAUCGAUGUCGGAGUCACCUUUGUAGUUGAAACAGAGUUGAAGACGAAAUCUCAGGUUUUGUUUUAA